Molecule: messenger RNA, 1014 nt
Organism: Cuculus canorus (common cuckoo)
Lineage: Eukaryota; Metazoa; Chordata; Aves; Cuculiformes; Cuculidae
Product: T-cell surface glycoprotein CD3 epsilon chain
Exons: 8
Coding region: 218-757 (179 amino acids)
Biological process (GO): positive thymic T cell selection; cell surface receptor signaling pathway
Cellular component (GO): membrane; external side of plasma membrane; alpha-beta T cell receptor complex
Molecular function (GO): transmembrane signaling receptor activity
Source: RefSeq, a predicted model, not a curated record
ACAGAGCAACCACCCCUCGCUGUCAGUGACGUCCCAUGAAGACGUUUUGAGCCUCCGCACUUCCUGACAUGGGCUUAUUUUACCAUACGUGUUGUGCGACCUUCUUGGCUGCUCACAGGUUUCACUGGAAACAGUGAGUGUCCCCAGUGCUGCUCGCCAGCCUCGGCGAUGCCAGUCUGAUGUGGUAGAGAAGACCAAGCGAAGGAGGCUCGCAAGGAUGAGGUUGGAGUGGUCCUCGCCUCUCCUGGGACUCCUGCUGUGUGCGGCUGGCACCGCAGCUCAGCUGGAAGAUGUCGAAGCACAGGAGGAAUUCCUGCUGGAGAUCUCCGGAACCACAGUGACAAUCACAUGUCCCUUGACUGAAGGCAGCAUAGUCUGGGAUUUAGGCGGGACAAAGCCAGCCAGCAACGAGAGGAAGUACGUUAUAGAGAACCACGACAGCUCUCCUACCAACGUGGCUUGUUCCUCAGGCAGUAAGAAAUAUCAAAUGUACCUGAAUGCCAGAGUGUGCACCAACUGUGAGGAGCUGGAUGCCUUGACAGUGACGGGGAUCAUCAUUGCAGAUAUCCUCAUCACCUUCGGGGUGCUGAUUCUGGUGUAUUACUUCAGCAAAGACAGGAAGGGGAGAGCGGGCGCUGGCGGUCGGCAGCGAGGUCAGAAGAUGCAGCGUCCUCCCCCUGUUCCAAACCCAGACUAUGAGCCCAUCCGGAAAGGCCAGCGGGAAGUCUAUGCAGGCCUGGAAUCCAGGGGCUUCUGAAAUCCCCACCGAUGAUGGGCUGGAAAACAGCUGCAGAGGAGCUAAAUGCUUCUGCCCAGCUCAGCACCAUUUCUCUGCGAGCUUGCUGAGGUCCGGGUGUUUCGAGAUAAGCCAGGUGUCUACACAGGACAGGCACUCUGCUGCCAUCCGCUAUCCCACCCCGAUGUGUUCCUCCAGCCUCCGGCUUGAUAUUAGGGAAAAGAAUCGAGCACAUUGGCAAGAGAAGUUUUCCUUCUCAUUAAAGGUCUGCAGACUCA